AUGUUUCAAGUCAAGGGCAGCUUGGUCAUCUUCACACUGCUGUCCCUCUGGAGCGGGUGCUUCGCCACAGCGAGGCGACGGCGGACCAAAGAUGUUGUUUCCGAGGCGUGUCUCAACGAAGGCGUUCGAGUGAGCGAGUGCAGGGCGGCGUUCAUCACGGAGCUCGAGAUGAUGCACUCGAUGAACCAGAACAACCAGCAUACGAACUGCACGUUAUACUCCAAGUUGGAAUGUUGCAUGGUGACCGAGUAUGGAGCGCUGGGAUGUGGCGACAAAGAAGCUAUUAACAAGGCCAUAUCGUUUGCCAUAAAAGACCACCAGAGUUACGACAAUUGCCCCAAAGGACUUUGUGACCCAGCCUCAGUCAAUGGCAGCUUCAAGAUUAUGCGAGACAUGGAUGAAAACCUGCACGGUCGCGAUGCUGUCUCUGGUUUGGUCAAUGCGCCCAAGAGGAAAGUCAAACGAGAUGUCCACGCUGCGAUGGAAGCACAGACAUCUGAAGUCGGCAGCGAGACCAACAAAAGCUUCUUAGAAGAGCAUCUUAAGGCGCCCAAGCACAAAGGAAAAAAGAAGGGGCACAAAAGAGGACACAAAGGGAAAAAAGGAAAGAAACCAAAGCUGACCGCUGAUGACCUACCGAAGACCGCUGUUAGCCCGGACCACAAAGGUGACACAAGCCUCGAGGUUGUCACGGCAAAAGCCCACAACGGUGAGGAAGGCUCCGCGACAUUCGCCAGUAUCAAAGCAGCCGACCACGGCAAAGAAACUAUCAAACCGAAGGCCGCUGUUAGCCCGGACCACAAAGGUGACACAAGCCUCGAGGUUGUCACGGCAAAAGCCCACAACGAAGGGGAAGGAUCUGUGACUUUCGUCAGUAUCAAAGCAGCCGACCACGACAAAGAAAAUAUCAGCGCUGGAAAAAGUGCUCUAGAGAGCAAGAACAGCACGGAUAUGCCCAAGAGUAGUGAAGCCAAAACAUCGUCUGUAGCAGCUGGCGUGCCACCAGCUGCACCAGCUGAAGUUGCACCGGUGAACGGUGCCGCGACGAGUGUUAGCAGUCUGGAAAAGGAGGCCGUCACUGGUGGAGCUGGCGGUCACGAUGCACUGGCAAACGUGAAAGUCCCAAUCAGCAUUGAGAUUGUGAAAAACAUCUCCCUGUCCGACAUAGGAAGGACCUCUAAGAAAACUCAUCGCCGGAGGAGGCACCACAGAAGUAAGCCAUCUAAGGGGGCACUGAAUUCUGAAACUACUAAGGGGCUGCCAGAAGUUAACAAGGCACACGCAAGUGAAACCACAUCUUCGAAUCAGAGCCAGGUUUCAAAUACUGCAGGCGAGGGGUCCCUUGUCCAUAGCGAAGGAAUUCCUGUCGAUUCUCGCCAGUCAACCGUAACCGUAUCUAAUAAAGGACAAUCCCAGUCGGGCACAUCUGAAGCACCUGGUCACGGCCAAGCGAAACUUGAAAUGAAAGAUGGUACCGCCGUGGAUUCGGCUUCUAUUACGAGCGUGAACAAAAGCUCCCCCAGCGACUCUCACACUUCCAACAGCACAUUAGCAAGUGAUGCAGCGGAAAAGAAAGAAUCUGACAAGAAAGGCUCAUCAGGCGAGAUCACUGCAGACAAAUCGGUCGUUUCAGGCACAGCGGUCGGUAAUCAAACGAAAAAUGACAAGCUACUCGCCGAGAAAAGGCAGAACGAAGUCAAUGCUCACACUGGAUCUGAGGGAAAGAAACCUGAGAUAGUAAGCAAAGAGCACGGGAACGAAACUGCACUGAUCGAAGCCAACAAAACUGCUGCAGCCGUGGGCGACGGGCUUCUGCAGGAUGUGAAAAACUUGGAAAAAUCUAAUGACGCAGAAAAACAAACGACGAAGUUGGCACACGAGGGAAAUCUAGACAAAGAUAUAGGAACUUUUGCUCCUCUAUCCGAAAUAAGCGGAGAGAACGGCAACCUUUUAUACUUACCAAAAAGCAAGGCCAAGUUAACGAAUAAUGCAGAGGUCCCGGAUGCAAGCCUUGAAAGCAACACGAGGUCUGGAAGUGGUGUCGCAUCUACUGAAGAAGGAAAGAAUGCCGAUGCAGCAGGAAAAUCCGGCCUAGAGAAAGACGAACCCAAGAACUCCAAGUUAAGCGACGUUCCAGAGAUCAGUCUUGCAGUGCACAGGCUUGAGAAAAAGCACGACAUUUCUUCUGAUGCCAGCUCCUUCGCUCAUGAGUCUUUAGAAGAUCGCGCACGCAAAACGACGACAAAUCAGACAAAAGUAUCCGACACCAAGAGUGAAACUGUGAAUCUCUCGAGUACAGCCAACGCCAGUGCAGCCCACAACCAGACAGCUCACAACCAAACAUUGGAAGAAGAGCUCUCAACAUCGGGGAGGAGGCACGUUGACAACAAGACGGGUGCAUUGAGUGAAGCCGCGGUGAACUUGAAGGACCCGAAGCAGGUUUUUGGAAGUGGGCCACUCAUUGAAGUGAAAGGACACAAGGGAGGAAGCGUCGAAAAACAAAUGGUGCAUGCCUACGAGACUGGGGAGUCCGGCGAGAACAUCAAAGGAAAAAACAGCCUGAUUGAUGACCUAGUGGACCAGUACGGAUCAGGCGGUAGUGACUACGACUUGAAGUACGGAAGGGAUUUGAAGAAGAGGCACAGGCCACGCUUCCGGGAUGACGACGAUGCACCUAAGGUAAGACGAAAGCAGUGGGAUGGUGACGAGCCGUUCGAGGUUGAUACAACACGAGAUCCUUUUCAGGAAUAUCCAAGCGUGAAGGACGGGGAUCCUAGGACCGGAGGCCUAUAUGUGGGAAAUCGCGGGCGUAGACAUUCAGCCGAGGAGGAGAACGUGAGGAUUGCGCGGCACAAGAAAGUGCACCGCCGGAAGCCAGAGAAUGACUACAACUACGAGAGCAUGGUACGCUGGAAGCUCCUGGAAGAACUUGACAGCAUCCUUGAUCCUAAGAACUCUCCUGACGCUGAGACCAUGAACAAGCCUUCUGGACCAGAAUUUAGACACGAAAAGGACGAUGACAUGGAUCAGUGGAAAAGGCGACUGCAGGCACUGAAGGUGCAAGUUCAGGCGCAGUCUGGUGAGCGCAUUGUGGGAGGAGCGGGAGAUUCCUUCCGCGAUGCAGACGCGAUGCGAGAUGGCGAGAUGUACUACCGCAAGUACCGAAGACAGAGCCCGCUUGCUUACGGCCAAGGCUACGAAGGCGUUGAACGACCAAUCGUCAAAGACCCUCUCAUUCAUCAGGCCAAGAAAAGGUUUUGGAUUGAACGCCAAGAAAGUGACUCUAAUAAAUCUGCUCACGAUACAGAGCAUCAGGGUGCGGCGGGCAUUCACUUGCGUCCUCUUCCAGAAGCACCAGGUCGCGAAUUGCCUCCGGCCGUGGAAACAGCAGAGAAGCAUCCGCCUAAUGAGUCCAUGGGAGUCAUGAGAGAAGCGGCCCCUUAUGUGGCAGGUCAUCGUCUCAUCUCGUCGGAUAGUCGUGCGUCGCAGAUGUCUGGACUAGGAGCGAGGAGGUUCAGCAACAGGAGGGCCGCUAGAGCGCGACGGCUGAGGGGCAGCCGCGGAUCGAGGAAGCUCCACAAAAGCCUCAAGGACACCGAAGGCCUUAAGAUCCUGAGAAACGACGACCUCCAGGGAGACGACGACGACGACGACGACGAUGAUGCGGACGAUGACGAUGAUGAGGACGAUGAUGAGGAUGAGAAAGAAGCAGCAGGAAUAAAAAAAUCCACCUUACCCGCCAUCAGCCCUAAAGGACAAGUCGGACGCGUCGAUGCAGCUGAGAGGCCACUCAUGAGCUUCGGAGAGAGGGUGCACACUAUGGAGCCGACAAAAACGACGCCAAAGAAAGAAAUCAAGCCAGCAGGAAAUCUAGUAGGCAGUGCUGAGUCGCCCGACUGCGUUCCUGACACUCUGAGAGCUCACACAGACUACUGCCGAGGAAUCUACACCAAGCACCAACUUUCUAUUGAAGAAGCUCGGAAGAUUGCAUCAAAGAAAACUAUGGCUUGCUAUAAACUGGAGUCUAUCAAGGGUUGCCUGUCAGCUGGAAGCUACUUUUCAAAAUGUGUCGGCUCGAACAACAACGAGUUUCAAGAGUUGCAGGGCUCUGUCAUGAGCCAGAUGCGCGACCUGCGAUGCGGCAGCUCCGUCCUUUCCGGCUCUACCAUGCUCUUGGUACUUGCGGUGGCCCUGAACCACCUGCUGCGCGGAGGAAACUGAAAGAAGCCCCACACAGGGAAGAGGUGUCUCUGUAAAGAACACCAAUGUAAAUAAAAAGUUCUACAGUACACUA
Rhipicephalus sanguineus (brown dog tick) is the source of this 4294-nucleotide messenger RNA. RefSeq lists its product as uncharacterized. The transcript has 5 exons. The coding region runs from base 1 to 4221 and encodes 1406 amino acids. The record is from RefSeq and is a predicted model, not a curated record. Lineage: Eukaryota; Metazoa; Arthropoda; Arachnida; Ixodida; Ixodidae.